Molecule: messenger RNA, 2864 nt
Organism: Bolinopsis microptera
Lineage: Eukaryota; Metazoa; Ctenophora; Tentaculata; Lobata; Bolinopsidae
Product: DNA replication licensing factor MCM7-like
Exons: 2
Coding region: 19-2181 (720 amino acids)
Biological process (GO): DNA replication initiation; DNA replication; DNA strand elongation involved in DNA replication
Cellular component (GO): MCM complex; nucleus
Molecular function (GO): single-stranded DNA helicase activity; ATP binding; single-stranded DNA binding
Source: RefSeq, a predicted model, not a curated record
GAACAAAAAACUAGAAACAUGGCAGACGUAUAUGGAGAUGCGUUGGAGAAAAGUAAGAGGUUUCUCAGUGAGUUCUCGGUUCCAGGACCCAGAAAGGGAACCAAACUACACAAAUACGGAACCCAACUUGUAGCCCUCGCCCAUCGAGAACAGGUGUCCCUGAGACUUUCAAUGGACGAUAUCGCUGAGUUCGACGAGGAUCUCAGCAGAGAAAUAAUGGGUAACACAGUGAGAUACCAGAAGUUGCUGAGUGAAGCAGUGUCUGAUAUCCUGCCUGACUACCAGCAACACGAGGUACAGAACAAAGACUCUCUAGACGUUUACAUCCAACACAGACUGCUGCUGGAGGCUCGAAACAGGGGCUCUGAUGAAAUAAGAGAUCCAAAGAACCAGUACCCUCCUGAGCUACUUCGACGAUUUGAGCUGAACUUUACCCCUCCCUCCGCCCAGAAGCCUUUGUCUAUCCGCCAGAUAACUGCAGAUAGGAUCGGUACUCUGGUAACUAUUCGGGGUACAGUAACCAGGGCUACAGAAGUAAAACCAGCCAUGACGGUAGCUACCUACACAUGUGACCAGUGUGGUUCUGAAACCUACCAGCCUAUCACUGGAAUACAGUUUACUCCCAUUGACAUGUGUCCCAGCAAGGACUGUCAAACUAACAAGAGUAACGGGAGAUUGUACCUGCAGGCUAGGGGUAGCAAGUUUGUUAAGUUCCAGGACGUGAAGAUACAGGAGGACAGUGACCAGGUACCUGUGGGAGACACACCCCGGAGUAUGACUCUACUCUGUAGUGGAGAAAACACGAGGCUCUGUCAGCCGGGUGAUCACAUCAACGUUACUGGGGUCUUCUUACCUGUUCAGAGAUCAGGGCUCAAAGCCAUGAUGGGGGGCUUGAUGUCCGAUACUUUCCUCCAAGUUCACAAGAUUGAGAGAGUAAAGAAAGGUUUCGAGGAAUCCACUCUGGAGUGCUUGGCGGAGGAAGAAUGCAGGACUCUCGCUCAAGAACCUCUCUUCUACGAUAAACUUGCAGCUUCUCUAGCUCCCGAGAUUUACGGUCAUGACGACGUUAAGAAAGCUCUGUUGCUACUUCUUGUUGGUGGGGUAGACAGAAAUACCCAGGGUAUGAAGAUUAGAGGCAGUCUUAACAUCUGCCUCAUGGGAGAUCCCGGUGUGGCUAAAUCUCAGUUGCUGUCCUAUAUUGACCGAAUAGCACCUCGGUGUCAGUACACUACUGGUAGAGGUAGCACGGGAGUAGGUCUCACUGCGGCUGUCAUGAAGGAUCCUAUAACUGGGGAGAUGAUUCUAGAAGGAGGUGCUCUGGUUCUGGCUGAUAAAGGUAUCUGUUGUAUUGACGAGUUCGAUAAGAUGAACGAGAGUGACAGGACAGCGAUACACGAGGUCAUGGAACAGCAGACCAUCAGUAUCGCUAAAGCAGGCAUCCUCACCACACUGAACGCCAGAGUUUCUAUCCUAGCUGCUGCUAACCCAGCGUAUGGUAGAUACAACGUGAAGAAGAGUGUAGAACAGAAUAUCCAACUUCCUGCCGCCCUACUCUCUAGGUUUGACUUACUCUGGUUGAUUCGUGACAAGCCAGAUGCUAACGCUGACCUGAGACUGGCCCAGCACAUCACUUACGUGCACCAGCACAACACACACCCUCCCAGGGAGGUGGAACCUCUGGACCCUGACCUCAUGAAACGUUACAUCGCCACCUGCAAACUCAAGGACCCCAUCAUCCCUGAGUCUCUGACUGAGUAUAUUGUCUACACUUAUGUGGAACUGCGAAAGGAGGCUAGAGAAGAUCCAAGAAAUGCUACUUUCACUUCCGCGAGGAACCUUCUCGCAGUACUGAGACUGUCCACGGCACUAGCUAGACUGAGGUUUGCUGAUGUGGUUGAAAGGGAGGAUAUUGACGAAGCAAACAGGCUGAUGGAGAUGUCCAAAUUCUCUCUUGUUGACGACGAGACAACAGCCAGACGUACUCGACCUGUUGAUCUCAUCUACUCUAUUAUCAGAGAUCUACAGAAGGGAGGCACUGUGGUGAAGUAUGACGAUGCGAGACAGAGAUGUAUUGCUAAGGGCUUUAAUCAGGAGCAGUAUGACGAGUGUAUUGAUGAGUAUGAGCGCCUCAACAUCUGGCACCUCAACGCUGCCCGCACCAGAAUCACUUUUAUUCAGUAGUGAAUGUGUACGUGUGUGAACAAACACGAUUUAUCCAGCAUACUUUAUUUGUUAAUAUCUCACUGGUUGAGUUAAGUCCUAAUUGUCCUAAUUGUGGUAAAUUUUAUCAGAACAAUUCUGCUUUUGCUAACUGACUGUGAACAAAACUUAAGUACUAUUGUAUUAAUUUCAACUUAAAUUCUCAUAGCUAACAAUGUCUAUCUUAUUUCAAAAUUUUACUUCAUACUUCUGUAAGCUGUGCAAUAUGCCAGUUUGAAUUAAUAACUGAUAGCGUUUAAUUAGGAUUUAUAGCUCUGAACUGUUUUUGUAAUUCUGCAAACGUGCCCAGAUUUUAAACAUUUUUAACUAGUUUUUAAUUUUAUUAAUCAUUAUUGUCGCUUUAUAGUUUUUACCAUCUCGGGUUAUGGGAUGAAGGGUUUUAUUUCAUGUCCUUUUUGUUUAACGUAAACAUUUAAGUUAAAGUGGGUAAAUUUUGAAACCCAGUUUGCCGCUACAUUCAUUAGGAAUACUACCAUUAUAGUACAUACUAUGACACAACACUACAAAACAUGACAGAGUUCAGCUUUAUUAUUAUUAUAUAUGCAAAGAACUACUUUAUACGACACUACUUAAAUUAUGGAAUUAUAUUAUGACAUGAAAUCUCUAUACUAUUUGAUAAUUAUUUGAAUUAUAUUUGGAAACAA